Messenger RNA from Desarmillaria tabescens, 1872 nucleotides. Its product is annotated as Metallo-dependent phosphatase-like protein. Gene Ontology annotation, molecular function: phosphoprotein phosphatase activity. Bases 1 to 1872 code for a protein of 623 amino acids. The record is from RefSeq and is a predicted model, not a curated record. NCBI's taxonomy places the organism in Eukaryota, Fungi, Basidiomycota, Agaricomycetes, Agaricales, Physalacriaceae. The transcript has 12 exons. Gene Ontology annotation, cellular component: cytoplasm.
AUGGCUUUCUCCCUAAAACGCUUCUUCCGAGGGAUGAGGUCGGCAUGCGCCCCAAUAAUGGCUAUCAUAUGCUUCUCCCUUAUGCUCACUUAUAUUUUCAUUCUCUAUCAACCGACGCCUGGACCUGGUAUAAAGCAAAGACUUGGAUGGCAGUCGUGGGACAUUGUAUCGAUGUCGGAAAGCGACUUGGCCUCCGCCGCAAACACCACCGCUCCAACAUCCGGCACUGACGAGGACAUUCCAGACGGUGUGGAUUGGUGGAAUGUCACUCAAGGUGACGCAACUUACGAUUCGGCUAGUCUCCCUUUGGAUGUAUGGGGACCGCUACUGCCUCAUGAUACCGGCCUGUCUGAAAUCACCCUUACGCGAUGUAUGAUUGACCCCAAGUUUGCGGAAGAUCUCUGUUCGCCUGACACAACUCCGGAAAAGGAUGCUAUCAGGGGCAAUUGGGUCCGUGUAGAGAGGAAUCUCAACGUGGAAGCGGGAUAUUGGUCUGGGAUAUCUGGUGAAGCAAGCUUGUAUUACAGACGAACACGACGACAAGAUAUAAAUCUCAUUACUGAUAUCCGCUUGCUCCCUAAAGACGAGGAACCGAGCUCAGAAGAUGGCUGGCAUAAGGUCUCUCUCUCCGCUCGGGCUGGUGUUAUUGGGGUUCCACCCAUGUACCUGUGGUAUCGUGUGGGAAAGACUGCAGGUGCUAUGACUGCGGAAGAGCGCGGUCAAAUAAUAACCGAGCUUGACGUUUUGUAUGGGGAGGAUAUUCCUUGGAGCCGCCCACGCUACCCACUAACUGGACGAACCGUUGAUACAUGGUUAACGUUCCGUCGUGGUGUAAAGCCUCCACCACGCGCCCCGCCACUUCAUUUCUCACACUCCGGCGACUUCAAGAUCUUGCAAGUGGCUGACCUUCAUUUUUCUGUCUCCCAAGGCAAAUGCCGGGAUGUUGACUUCCCAUGCCAGAAUUCGGAUAACUUAACCUCCACGAUGCUUGGAAGAUCGGUUCUGGCAAAAUUUGCUAGAGCUGUGACAGAAAGAGGAAUACCCUGGGCGGCUAUCUUUGGAAACCACGAUAGUGAAGUUGGUGCAGGGAGAGAGGAACAGAUGAAGUUAAUGAAGGCGUUGCCUUAUAGUCUCGUUCAGCGGGGACCGGAGGACAUACAUGGCGUAGGGAAUUACGUUCUUAAAGUCAUGAGUGCGGAUGCGUCCAAGAUGCAUCUAUUGACUCUAUACUUCUUGGACUCGGGAUCCUACUCCAAUGGGUUUCUACAACUUCUGGGGAGCGAUCAAAUCGAUUGGUUCUUGCAGGAAUCAGGCUCAAUAUCGCCAAUAGAACGACCUUUUUCACCUGAUACGGGCAAAGAUUUUGGUGACUCGUGGACCAAGCGACAAGAGGACCAAGUGACUCCAAUAACGACCAAGCUAGCCAAACCAAACGCCCUCAUGUUCUUCCAUAUUCCUUUACCUGAAUCCUAUACACCAGCGGAUACUGACCCUCGAACAGGACAACCGCUCGAUGUUGGUAUCCAUGGAGAGGAGACAGCAGGAAAUGCGAAGGGAACUGAUGGAUUCUUUGAGAAAGCAUUGCUGGCCUCAUUGGAGAGCGAACAUGUUUCGAAAGGAACUGAACAUGAGGUCAAAGUUGUGGCGAAUGGCCAUUGUCAUCUUACCGAGAAUUGCCGUCGCGUGCACGGUAUUUGGCUGUGCUUCGGAGGCGGAGGGUCAUAUUCGGGUUACGGAAAGAUAGGGUUUGAUCGCCGAUUCCGGGUUUACCAAAUUUCAGAUUAUGGGGAGACUAUAAGAACAUAUAAACGAACUGAGAAAGAUGAGAUUCUCGAUGAGAUGGUCCUCGUCGGACGGGGUGCGGCACCAUGA